AUGCUGAACCAUUUUCAUUUACACUUGAGUCCAUUUAUCAUCUUUUCCCAAAUCGCUUGUUUCUACAUGAAGGUAAGUCUAAAAUACCUCAUAAAUCAUUGCUAUAUACUGUUUGCAGUAUGAUCAUCUCCAUGUAAUCCUUCAAAUAGUCUGUGCUGCCUUUUACAUUGUGUUAAUUAUACUUGAAUGUGUUCGGCCAUAUCUGGGGUACUACGGAAAUUUGAGUGAAAAAGUAAGUAAAAAUUAGGUAAUCAGAUAGCAAAUGAAUUUUAAAAUAAUUUUUUAAUGUUUUUUCUACAUGUAUUAAAGUUUAGAUACCACCGUUGUCCGGUUAUUGCGCAGUUACAAGCCUUUUUAACAUCCCGAUCAACGUAUUCUUCCUGUUUUAUCCGGAUGUCCGCCCGUUGCCUUUGGAAAAGAUGAUUUUUUCGUUCACUUUGACUUUUUACAUCUUUGAGGUGAGUAACUCAAAGUGUAAUUGAAAAAAAUAUUAUAUUCAAAAGAAUAAUUUUUUUUGACCUUAUUUUAGCUAAUCAUCUCGGCCCAUUUGAUUUAUCGAUUAUCCCGGAAGCAGAUACGUCUGAUCAAAGAGCAAAUGGACAGCGAGCCUAAAAUACGAAAGAAGUCGAAAUAA
This is a messenger RNA of Bursaphelenchus xylophilus (pine wood nematode), 634 nucleotides long. Lineage: Eukaryota; Metazoa; Nematoda; Chromadorea; Rhabditida; Aphelenchoididae. The record is from the annotation of a GenBank genome assembly.